AUGGUCUUCAGCUUCACGGAAGCGCUGAAGCGCCAGAUUGCGCACUAUGCCAGCUUCCCGCAGACGGGUGUCUCCUUACGGCAGAUGGUCAUGUUCGGCCAGAACCCCUCACAGGGCACCCUCCUCCGCGCCUCGCAGUUCCUCGCCGACGAGUUGCCGAUUCGCCUCGCUCACCGCGUCAAAGAGCUUGACGAGCUCCCGCAUGGUCUGCACAAGAUGCCGAGCAUCGAGAAGGUCAAGCGGUGGUAUGCCCAGAGCUUCGAGGAGCUAGUGAGCUUUCCCCGGCCGGAGCUCCCGCAACACCUCUCCGAAGCCCUCCUUCGCGCGUCGCAAGAGUCGGAGUGUAUCCCGGAACCUGUCCCGAAUCCCUCCCUACCCGAACACAUGAAGCCCCGGCCAAACCAGCUCAAGAGCAAGCAGGGGCGGCAAAAGAUGCCUCUCCAUCGAUACUACUCGAACCCGGACCAGAACAUCGUUUGGCCGCCCGAGGUGCACGACUACAACGAGCGAUUCACUCGACUCCUCUCGAACAUCAAGCGACGGCACGAUCCCGUGGUCACGACGGUCGCGCAGGGCAUCCUCGAGUUCAAACGGGAGCGCAAGUCGCCCCACAUCGACCGCUCGAUUCAGACUUUCCUCGACCGCUUCUACAUGAGUCGCAUCGGAAUUCGCGUGUUGAUUGGACAGCACAUCGCGCUGAAUCGUCUGGAGCCUCACGAGGACUACGUCGGCAUCAUCUGUACUCGAACGAACGUCCACCAGAUCGCGCGCGAAGCCAUCGAGAACGCCACCUACGUCUGCGAGGAACACUACGGCCUGUUCAAGGGCCCGCCGGUUCAGCUCAUUUGCCCGAAGGACCUCAACUUCAUGUAUGUGCCCAGUCACCUUAACCACGUUCUUUUCGAAGUUCUCAAAAAUUCGCUUCGCGCUGUCGUCGAGACUCACGGGGUCGAUUGCGAGGAUUACCCGCCGGUGAAGGUCAUUGUCGCUGAGGGAAACGAGGAUAUCACCAUCAAGAUUUCGGACGAAGGCGGAGGCAUUCCUCGAAGCGCACUUCCUCUGGUUUGGACCUGGAUGUACACUACGGCAAACCCGGAGAACCUCGAUCAGGAUUUCCAAGGGACGGACUUCAAAGCGCCGAUGGCUGGCUUCGGCUACGGACUGCCAAUUGCACGCCUCUAUGCCCAGUACUUUGGCGGCAAUCUCAAGCUCAUUUCGAUGGAAGGACUGCUACAUUCACCUCAGCCGACUGAGUCAAAGUUCCGAGCCUCUGCAGUGAAUCACCUCUCCUGUUGUGUUCUGUAG
Messenger RNA from Rhodotorula toruloides NP11, 1305 nucleotides. RefSeq names its product pyruvate dehydrogenase kinase. Lineage: Eukaryota; Fungi; Basidiomycota; Microbotryomycetes; Sporidiobolales; Sporidiobolaceae. Gene Ontology annotation, molecular function: pyruvate dehydrogenase (acetyl-transferring) kinase activity. The record is from RefSeq and is a predicted model, not a curated record. Gene Ontology annotation, biological process: protein phosphorylation; regulation of glucose metabolic process. The coding region runs from base 1 to 1305 and encodes 434 amino acids. Gene Ontology annotation, cellular component: mitochondrion. The transcript is spliced from 15 exons.